Salvia hispanica is the source of this 514-nucleotide messenger RNA. RefSeq lists its product as uncharacterized. Lineage: Eukaryota; Viridiplantae; Streptophyta; Magnoliopsida; Lamiales; Lamiaceae. The record is from RefSeq and is a predicted model, not a curated record.
AGCAUCACACUCAUCAAAAACAAAAAUCUUACUCUCAUAUUUUGAGUAGAAAAGAUGAGUUCCAAAGCACUUCUUCUUCUCGGCCUUUUCUUGGCUGUGGCUCUUCUGAUUUCUUCAGAAGUUGCUUCAGCUAGAGACCUUGCUUCCGUUGAUCCAUCUGAGGAAACCGAUGGGCGCGGUGGAUACAAUCGUGGCGGUGGUGGAGGCCAUGGAGGCGGCCAUGGAGGAGGCCACGGAGGCAAUGGUGGCGGCCAUGGAGGCCACGGAGGCUACGGAGGAGGCAAGGGCGGAGGUGGUCAUGGAGGCUACGGAGGGGGCAAGGGCGGAGGUGGUCAUGGAGGCUACGGAGGGGGCAAGGGCGGAGGAGGCCACGGAGGCAAGCGUGGUGGGCGCGGAGGCCAUGGAGGAGACGAAGGUGGCAACUAAUGUCCCCAUGGAAACUGAGACUCAAGAAUUAAGCCAUUGCUAGUGUGUAUCUAAAAUGCCAUGAAUAAAAUGCAAUGGCUCUAUUUUA